GUCGAUAGGGACCACCAGGUACAGGGUACAAUAGGGUAACUGCAGGGCUAUAAGGUCAGAUCCUUAAGUCUAGUUUGAAGGCUGUUCAUGGUCUGUGAUCAAUACUACCUACCUGACAUGUCCGAUACAUACGACUACAUCAUCGUCGGCGGCGGUUUGUCUGGCUGCGUGCUGGCUGCUCGGCUCGCCUCGGCCCAUCCCUCACGUUCCAUCCUCCUCCUCGAGGCCGGGUCGGACGUGAGAAACAACCGGUUGACGGGGUCACCGCUGGCGUGCUUCGGGGCACACCACUCGCCGCUCGACUGGGCGUACACGACGGUCCCGCAGGCGCAUCUUGACGGCCGGGCAUGCUACAACAGCGCGGGCAAGGCGUUGGGCGGCGGCACGGCCACCAACUACGGCACCUGGACGCGUGGCAACGCCGCAGAUUACGAUCUGUGGGCGGAGAUCGUGCAGGACGAGAGCUGGAACUACCAGAACCUGCUUCCGUACUUCCAGCGCUCGGAAACGCACUGGGACCCGGCGGCCGACACGGCAGUGCAUGGGCGGUCUGGUCCGAUCCACAACGCAACGGUGUCCUCCAGCAGCUCGGAGCGGAGGUACCCGCUGCGAGACCCGCUGGAGGCAGCCUGGAACCGGCUGGACGUGCAGACCAUUGUGGACGGGAAUGCUGGCCAUCCGCUCGGCUUGGCUGAGCUGACGGAGAACUGGCGGGACGGACACCGCCAGCUCGCCAGCGAAGCGUACGGGGUGAGGGAGAAGCCGAACCUGAGCGUCAGAACCGAGACGAUGGUCGAGAAGGUGUUGCUUGCCGAAGAUGAUGGACAGAAGGGGAGGAAGAUUGCCACGGGCGUGCAGCUGGCCGAUGGAAGGGCAACCCGCUUCUCUGCCCGGCGAGAAGUGAUCCUCUGCGCAGGCGCAUACCGCACGCCGCAACUCCUCAUGUUGUCGGGCAUCGGACCAGCAGAAGAGCUCGCCAAACACGGUAUUCCUCUGCAGGUGGAUGCACCACACGUCGGCAGGAACUUCCACGACCACUUCUCCUUCAACCAGUGGUGGAAGCUGCGGCAUCCGGAGAAAGGCCUGUCGGUCGGGACGCCGCAGUGGAACGAAAUCCCAGCGUACGGGCUAGGUCUUCCCGCCAGCUGGGUUGCAACGGUGCAGACACCUCGCGAGCAGCUCGAGCAAGCGUUGAAACUCGACGGCAUCGCCGUCGGCGAUGGUCUCGCCCAACACCCUUACCUGGCGCCGGAUUUCUGCCACGUCGAGACGCUGGUCGUGUACGCCCCCGCGGGCGCCGCAGUCGCAGGACUCGCCGAGGAGGUCCCCAUGGACGGCUCGUACAUCGCCUCGGCAGUGCUGGGCGUCACCCCGACGUCGCGAGGCACCAUCACCUUAUCGUCCGCGGACGUCACCGUCCCCCCGCUCAUCGAUCCCAAUUAUUACGCGACGGAAGUCGAUCGCGUGUCACUGCGCGCGGGUAUCCGACAGGUCACCAGGCUGCUCUGCGAUACGCCCGAGGGCAAGGAGAUGGUCGUCGAGCAGGUUGCCCGACCGGGGCUGCGCCCUCUUACCUCGCACUCGACGGACGAGGAGAUCGACCGGCAUGUGAAGCAGGGCGGCGCGACGUUCUACCACCCGGCAGGCUCGGCAGCGAUGGGCAAGGUGGUCGACACGCAGCUCAGGGUGUCUGGCGUCCAGGGGCUGCGAGUCGUCGACGCGAGUGUCUUGCCGUUGUCGCUGGCGGCUCAUUACCAGGCGAUUCUCAACUCCAGGCAUCACGAAAGAAAGGAGAAUCUCCUCGCAUCUUCGCGCGGGAGACGCAGCGCCAUCGCCCAGUUCUACCUCUCGAAUUCGACUGCUCCUCAGCGUGAAACAGGCAUGGUCUACUGCGGGCGUCCGUCGGCCAGCUGCGCCCUGUGCCGUGCCAAGAAGAGGCGGUGCGAUAAGGCGACUCCCGCCUGCGGACAGUGCCGUCGGACAAACCAGAAAUGCCCCGGGUAUCGCGACACGUCGAAGCUGGUCUUCCGCGACGAAACGACCCGCGUCAUCGGUCGGGUCCAGACUCUGCAGGCAAACAAGAGGGCGUUAGAGGGCUCGACGGCUUUGUCUGGUCAGGAUAGGUCGCCUUCGCUGGCGUCGUCUGAUCGCGACAAGUCUAGUGCGUCGCAAGAUGAGCAGGAUUGUAGUGAGGAUAGUGUCAAUGUCUUCGGUGCUUUCGAUACCCUGGAUACCCUGGAUACCCUCGAUACUCUUGACCUUGACAAUGACUUCAAUACAAUAGACGUCUUGCUGUCAUCUCCCCCGGCACCGUCAGAAAGCCUAGGCGAUCUAGGGGUGAACUAUUUCCUGACCAACUACGUCGUAUUGGACUCUGGGCCAUGUCCUGGCUAUCUCAACUACACCUGGGACAUGCUGGUUGACCCGGACGGCAACACGGAGCUGGUGCAGGUGGUCGUCAGUGCUGCCGGGCUAGCUGGACUGGCCGGCACCACAGGAUCCGCCAGCAUCAUGACGAAAGCGCGGGCGAGCUAUACGAGGGCGAUCGAGCAGGUGAACGCGGCGCUGAGAAACUCUGUCAUGACGGGCGACGACAGCACUGUCUUUGCGGUGAUGGUGCUCGGGCUGUUCGAGACCAUCACCUGCACCGACAACAACUCGCUGCAGGCAUGGGGCCAGCACAUCAACGGCGCGGCGAACCUGCUGAUGCACCGAGGCACAGCCCAGUUCCGGACGAAACAGGGCCUGCAGAUCUUCGGCGAGGCCGUCUCCCAUGUGCUGACGCUGUGCUCGCGAACAGGCCUCCCCGUGCCGCCUCGCCUGCGCUUUCUGCGCAUGGAGAUGGAGCGCAAGAUGGCCCGCAAGUCCCCCUCGUGGGUGCUGAGCACGGCGCACAUCGAGGCCAUGGACCUGUGGCACCGCGUGGAUCCCGAGCUGGAGACCCCCUUCCUGCCCGCCGAGUGGGAGAUGCUGCUCUCCCACGCCGUCGAGUUAGACCGUCGCCUCGAGACCGUCGUCGCCGACAUGCCGGACUCGUGGCGCUUCAAGACCAUCCACGACCCGGGCGCCGACCCGCGCAUCGCCUACCACGGCACCUACCACGUCUACUACAACCCCUGGGUGGCCAAAGUCUGGAACGGCCUGCGCAGCUGUCGCAUCCUCCUGCACCAGGUCACCUACUGCCUGCUGCAGCGUGAGUGCCGCGUCUGGGCACCGCACGAGCUCGACCCGGUCCCUGGCGGCGCCUACGUCGGUCUGCUGCGCCGCGCAGCCCAGAUCACCAUCGAGAUGCGCGACGGCAUCCUCGCCUCCGUCCCGCAGAUGAUGGGCUUCGUCGACGACCGGGGCAGUAUCACCCGCCAAGCCGACCCGUAUUUCCAUCUCCAUGCGUCUGCUCCGGCGUCUGGAGCUUAUUUUCUCGUCUGGUUCCUCUUCCUGGCCGGCUAUCUUCCGAUCAACCCGCCUGAAAUCCGCGCCUGGACCAUCGACCGGCUGCGCGCCAUCCGCUCAGCUACAGGCAUCCAAAAGGCAACCUUCCUCGGGCGUAUCAUUGAGUUUGAUCCUAAUUUUGCUCCAGACGAUGACCGCUUUCUUAUACCUGAUUUCUAGCGCUGCAAAUUCAUCUGGCAUAUAUUAAUUCAAUACCCACAGCAUCUAUAUAGAAUAUUAUAUACUAUCACCC
This is a messenger RNA of Penicilliopsis zonata CBS 506.65, 3682 nucleotides long. RefSeq lists its product as hypothetical. Gene Ontology annotation, biological process: regulation of DNA-templated transcription. Lineage: Eukaryota; Fungi; Ascomycota; Eurotiomycetes; Eurotiales; Aspergillaceae. The record is from RefSeq and is a predicted model, not a curated record. Gene Ontology annotation, molecular function: oxidoreductase activity, acting on CH-OH group of donors; DNA-binding transcription factor activity, RNA polymerase II-specific; zinc ion binding. The coding region runs from base 88 to 3609 and encodes 1173 amino acids. The transcript has 4 exons.